Messenger RNA from Brachypodium distachyon (stiff brome), 1096 nucleotides. RefSeq names its product 50S ribosomal protein L5, chloroplastic. The coding region runs from base 46 to 882 and encodes 278 amino acids. NCBI's taxonomy places the organism in Eukaryota, Viridiplantae, Streptophyta, Magnoliopsida, Poales, Poaceae. The transcript is spliced from 3 exons. The record is from RefSeq and is a predicted model, not a curated record. Gene Ontology annotation, molecular function: RNA binding; structural constituent of ribosome. Gene Ontology annotation, biological process: translation. Gene Ontology annotation, cellular component: cytosolic large ribosomal subunit; ribosome.
UAAAGCCUUCUCGCCCUGCUUCCCCCACUCUCCCGGAACGCUCCAAUGGCAGCCACGGCGGUGACCCUGCCCUCCUCCACCUCGCCCUCCCCCUGCCCCUUCUCCGUCGCCACCUCCUCCCGACGCUGCCUGUUCCCCCGCUCCCCGCUUCCCCGCCGCGCCGUCCGCGUCGUCGCCGCCUCCGCCGCGGCGGCCGAGGCGCCGCCCAAGCCGCCGCCGGCCACUCCCUCCGGCAUCAUCCUCGUCGACCCCUCCGAGGCCCAGAAAGUCCACCGCCUCAAGACCGUCUACGACGAGAAGGUCGUCCCCAUCAUCACCGACGAGUUCGGCUACACCAAUGUCCACCAGGUGCCCAAGCUUGAAAAGAUUGUGGUGAACUGCGGGCUGGGUGUGGAUGCGGGGAACUCCAAGGGGCUGGAUGCCGCCAUGAAGGACCUCGCCUCGAUCACUGGCCAGUGGCCCGUCAAGACCAAGGCCAAGAACUCCGUCGCCAGCUUCAAGAUCCGCGAGGGCAACACCAUUGGUAUAGCCGUCACGCUCCGCGGCAGGGUGAUGUUCAACUUCCUGGAUAGGCUCAUCAACCUUGGGCUCCCUAGGACCAUGGAUUUCUUAGGUGUCAACCCCAACAGCUUCGACGGGCAUGGCAACUACACCAUCGGCCUCCGCGAUCAGGGUGUGUUCCCGGAGAUCCCAUAUGAGGUCGGUGGCAAGAAGAACGGAAUGGAUGUCACCAUCGUCACCACCGCCAAGACCGACAAUGAGGCCCUCAGACUGCUCACGCUCCUCGGCAUGCCGUACGCGGAACACAUGAAGUCUGAUCAGUUCAAGAAGAAGAGGUUGAAGCGCCACCACUUCAUGAGCAAAGGCAGAGGAAGAAAGUGAAGAUCAGGCUAUCUUUUCACACGAUGAGCUCUGCUCCAGACUGUUUAUUGUGUUCAUUUUGCAUAGUUCGGGUUAGAAAAUUGAUCCUUUUGUUGUAUCUUGUAUGUUACUUGUUGUUCAUGUUGUGCCUACUGCCAGAAACAAAAUGGAAAGGUUUUGUUUGGUCAGGCUAUUCAUUAUAGGAGUUUAUGACACAUGUUUAUUCUGCAGCAUU